GCUCGCACUUGCCACUCCUCAUCAUCCAUCUCCAAGCGCGCGUGUCUUGAUUCGUGUACCUCUGCACCGUCGCUACCAGCCAUGGCGUCGCCGUUCUCCGUGCCUUCCCUGAUCAUGGAGGAGGAAGGGAGGUUCGAGGCGGAGGUAGCGGAGGUGGAGUCGUGGUGGGGCACGGAGCGGUUCCGUCUGACCAAGCGCCCCUACGCCGCCCGCGACGUCGUCCUCCUCCGCGGCACGCUCCGGCAGAGCUACGCCUCGGGGGAGAUGGCCAAGAAGCUGUGGCGCACGCUCAGGGCGCACCAGGCCGCCGGCACCGCGUCCCGCACCUUCGGCGCGCUGGACCCCGUCCAGGUGACCAUGAUGGCCAAGCACCUCGACACCAUCUACGUCUCCGGGUGGCAGUGCUCCUCCACGCACACCUCCACCAACGAGCCCGGCCCGGACCUCGCCGACUACCCCUACGACACCGUGCCCAACAAGGUGGAGCACCUCUUCUUCGCGCAGCUCUACCACGACCGCAAGCAGCGGGAGGCGCGCAUGUCGCUGCCCCGCGCCGAGCGGGCGCGCGCUCCCUACGUCGACUUCCUCAAGCCCAUCAUCGCCGACGGAGACACCGGCUUCGGCGGCGCCACCGCCACCGUCAAGCUCUGCAAGCUCUUCGUCGAGCGCGGGGCCGCCGGGGUCCACCUCGAGGACCAGUCGUCCGUCACCAAGAAGUGCGGCCACAUGGCCGGGAAGGUGCUCGUCGCGGUGUCCGAGCACGUCAACCGCCUCGUCGCCGCGCGGCUCCAGUUCGACGUCAUGGGCGUCGAGACCGUCCUCGUCGCGCGCUCCGACGCCGUCGCCGCCACGCUCAUCCAGACCAACGUCGACGCGCGGGACCACCAGUUCAUCCUCGGCGCCACCAACCCGGGCCUCAGGGGACGGAGCCUCGCCGCCGUUCUCUCCGACGGCAUGGCGGCCGGCAAGACCGGCCGGGAGCUCCAGGCCAUCGAGGACGAGUGGCUGGCCGCGGCGCAGCUCAAGACCUUCUCCGACUGCGUCAGGGACGCCAUCGCGGGGCUGAACGCCACCGAACAGGAGAAGCAGCGAAAGCUCCAGGAGUGGGACGCCGCCACCAGCUACGAUAGGUGCGUGUCCAACGAGCAGGCGCGCGACGUCGCGGCGCGCCUCGGCGUCGCGUCCGUGUUCUGGGACUGGGACCUUCCCCGGACCAGGGAAGGGUUCUACCGCUUCCGGGGCUCCGUGGCGGCGGCCGUGGUCCGUGGCCGCGCCUUCGCGCCGCACGCCGACGUGCUCUGGAUGGAGACGUCGAGCCCCAACGUGGCCGAGUGCACGGCCUUCGCGGAGGGCGUCAAGGCGGCGUGCCCCGAGGUCAUGCUGGCAUACAACCUCUCGCCGUCCUUCAACUGGGACGCGUCCGGGAUGACGGACGGCGAGAUGUCGGCGUUCAUCCCGCGCGUCGCGCGGCUCGGCUACGUCUGGCAGUUCAUCACGCUCGCCGGGUUCCACGCCGACGCGCUCAUCACCGACACGUUCGCCCGGGACUUCGCGCGGCGGGGCAUGCUGGCCUACGUGGAGAGGAUCCAGAGGGAGGAGAGGAUCAACGGGGUGGAGACGCUGGAGCACCAGAAGUGGUCGGGCGCCAACUUCUACGACAGGGUGCUCAAGACCGUGCAGGGUGGCAUAUCCUCCACCGCCGCCAUGGGCAAAGGAGUUACUGAGGAUCAGUUCAAGGACUCGUAUCCUGCAUCUGGAAAUGGUGGUAGUAGCCUUCAAGUUGUUGCCAAAUCCAGGAUUUGAUGAGGAUUGAGAGAGGACGAAGGCUCUAAUAAAAUAAAUGAAAAUAAUAAAAUGGCCUCAGAUCAUCAGCUAUACGGGAAGAUGCUCUUUACAGUACAAAUUGCAUUGUGAUGGGCGUGCACGAAUCAAUCAAUCGCCUAGCUGCAUGUAUAUGAAUCGAGGAGUUGCAUGAGUGUAUGCCUACUGGAACAAUCCGUUGGGUUGAAAGUAUUAUUAGGUCAACCUUUACGAUUAUUUAUCAAUUGAAAUUGAAUAAAUCAUUUGAUUUACA
Molecule: messenger RNA, 2074 nt
Organism: Setaria italica (foxtail millet)
Lineage: Eukaryota; Viridiplantae; Streptophyta; Magnoliopsida; Poales; Poaceae
Product: isocitrate lyase
Exons: 3
Coding region: 82-1803 (573 amino acids)
Biological process (GO): carboxylic acid metabolic process
Cellular component (GO): glyoxysome
Molecular function (GO): isocitrate lyase activity
Source: RefSeq, a predicted model, not a curated record